AGCCCGUGGGUGGAGUAUGUGGACCACGACUUGCUCAUGAAUACCAACAGGAAGCUCUCUCCCGCUGGUCCCAGGCACAGGGUCGUGCCUCAGCGCAAAUCUUUCACCACUAGCAGCGGUUCAAUGCAGCAAAUCGAUGACACAAAUCCUUCCCAGCGUAUCAUCAAAAGAUUACAGUCGUAUGAUGCAACUGCGCCCCCUCCCCCGUUGAGAUUCGGCCCUCCAGUGGUGCCAAUUGUCACCAGACAGAUUCUCCUUCACAAAGGCGUCAUGCUCGAUUCUAUUCAGCCAUCGUUGGGUGUUCUACAGGAGUUUGCCAAAUCGUUCCUGCUACGCGUUUCUGAACACAUGGCGCUAGACUGUUCGUUGAUGGAACUGCUGCCGACUCUGUUCCGUGACGUGGAGACGGAGGUGACUCUGCACGCCGCCUGCGACACGGCCGAGCCGGGAACGAACCCACGGCGGUCGCACACUAAUGCCAGCUCGCUAGUGUGCGCCGGUCCAGCUGAAAUCAAAAUCAGG
This is a messenger RNA of Nilaparvata lugens (brown planthopper), 522 nucleotides long. RefSeq names its product ectopic P granules protein 5 homolog. The annotation marks the transcript as partial. The transcript is spliced from 3 exons. Gene Ontology annotation, cellular component: cytoplasm. Lineage: Eukaryota; Metazoa; Arthropoda; Insecta; Hemiptera; Delphacidae. The record is from RefSeq and is a predicted model, not a curated record. Gene Ontology annotation, biological process: autophagosome maturation.